Messenger RNA from Oryza brachyantha (malo sina), 1307 nucleotides. RefSeq names its product VQ motif-containing protein 4-like. Bases 182 to 811 code for a protein of 209 amino acids. The record is from RefSeq and is a predicted model, not a curated record. Lineage: Eukaryota; Viridiplantae; Streptophyta; Magnoliopsida; Poales; Poaceae. The transcript has a single exon.
CAAGUCACACACAAACAUAUUAUUUCAGAGUGAGAGUGAGGGAGGGAGAGUUGGAAAUCCAGAUCCCAAAGCUCCAAUCCAAAAGCCCAAUAAAACCCCCUCUCCUCCUCUCCCCCUUCGUCCCCUCGCUCUCUCUCUCUCUCUCUCUCUCUCUCGCGGAGCCAAAGGCGACAUUUUUAUCAUGGCCACCACCUCCACCCAGGAGCGCCCCCUCGCGCCGCCUCUGCCGCAGCCGGCGGCGGCGGCGGCCGCCGACCCUUCGAAUCCUUUCCCCACCACCUUCGUGCAGGCGGACACCACGUCGUUCAAGCAGGUGGUCCAGAUCCUCACCGGCACGCCGGAGACCGCGGCCGCGGCGGCGGCGGGUGGCGCCGCCGCCGCGUCCCCGCCGGCUUCGAAGCCGGCGCCCGCGCCGCCGGGGCCCAAGAAGCCGGCCUUCAAGCUGUACGAGCGGCGGAGCAGCAUGAAGAGCCUCAAGAUGCUCUGCCCGCUCCUCCCGGCCGCGGCCGCCUUCGGCCCCGGCGGCGGCGGCGGCGGCGGGUUCUCCCCCCGGGGGUUCUCCCCGCGAGGGCUGGAGGUGCUGUCGCCGAGCAUGCUCGACUUCCCGUCGCUGGCGCUGGGGAGCCCCGUGACGCCGCUCCCGCCGCUGCCCGGGUCGGACGAGGCCGCCGCGGCCGAGGACCGCGCCAUCGCCGAGAAGGGGUUCUACCUCCACCCUUCCCCGCGCGGCAAUGCCGGCGCCGGCGGCGAGCUGCAGCCUCCGCCCAGGCUGCUCCCGCUCUUCCCUCUCCAGUCGCCGGGCCGGCAGUGACCAUGCCCCAGUGAUCUCCGCUUCUUCCUCCUCCUCCUCUAGGCUCAUCUCCUCCUCCUCCAUGGUAUGCUCUGCUUGUCUGCUUGAUGCUCUAAUUACUUUGGCUCCUGGAGCGCGAUGAUUUCAUCUCCGGAUUGUCUGCAUCAUCUUCCCUGUCUCCUGUGAGCCAGCUCUGGGAGGAUCCGUGUAUGUCGUCAUGUUGUAAUCUUAGUGUUUGUAACAGUAAAUUUGGCGCUUAAGAGGGAUUAAUUGAUCUCCGAGCUUAAACUGUUCUUCUUUCCUCCCCCUCCCUUUUUUUUUUCUGUUUCUUCACCCAAUCUUGAUUUCCAUAGGUUAGAGCUUGCCAUUUUCUUUCCUCUCCUUCUCUUGCUUCAGAAGCUUGCUUUGACAAUUGAAACAGUAGGAGUAAUUUGGGUAGAGUCCAAAUCUUGUACAUUAAACUUUCUCUUAAUUGAGUUAUAUGCGAGCCAAGUGGAUGCUCCAAGUUGACAUUCUU